This is a messenger RNA of Charadrius vociferus (killdeer), 1591 nucleotides long. RefSeq names its product septin 5 (gene SEPTIN5). Gene Ontology annotation, biological process: cytoskeleton-dependent cytokinesis; regulation of exocytosis. Gene Ontology annotation, molecular function: GTPase activity; molecular adaptor activity; GTP binding. The record is from RefSeq and is a predicted model, not a curated record. The coding region runs from base 103 to 1110 and encodes 335 amino acids. NCBI's taxonomy places the organism in Eukaryota, Metazoa, Chordata, Aves, Charadriiformes, Charadriidae. The transcript is spliced from 10 exons. Gene Ontology annotation, cellular component: septin ring; microtubule cytoskeleton; synaptic vesicle.
GCCUCUGCCCUGCAGGACCAUGAGAAGCAGUACGUGGGCUUUGCCACUCUGCCGAACCAGGUCCACCGGAAAUCCGUGAAGAAGGGUUUUGACUUCACCCUGAUGGUCGCAGGAGAGUCGGGUCUGGGCAAAUCCACGCUGGUGAAUAGCCUGUUCCUGACAGACCUCUACAAAGACAGAAAGCUGCUCAACGCAGAGGAGAGAAUCAACCAGACAGUAGAGAUCGUCAAGCACACAGUGGACAUUGAGGAGAAGGGUGUCAAGCUGAAGCUGACCAUAGUGGACACACCAGGCUUUGGAGAUGCUGUUAACAACACUGAGUGCUGGAAGCCCAUCACUGACUACAUCGACCAGCAGUUUGAGCAGUAUUUUCGUGAUGAGAGUGGCCUGAACCGGAAGAACAUCCAGGACAACCGAGUGCAUUGCUGCCUCUACUUCAUCUCGCCCUUCGGGCACGGACUGAGGCCUGUGGAUGUUGAGUUCAUGAAGGCUCUGCAUGAGAAGGUCAACAUUGUGCCCCUGAUUGCCAAAGCCGACUGCCUGAUCCCCUCCGAGAUCCGGAAGCUAAAAGAGAGGAUCCGGGAAGAGAUCGACAAAUUUGGCAUUAAAGUGUACCAGUUUCCUGAGUGUGACUCUGAUGAAGAUGAGGAGUUCAAGCAGCAAGACAGAGAGCUGAAGGAGAGUGCUCCCUUUGCUGUCAUUGGCAGUAACACUGUGGUGGAGGCGAAAGGCCAGCGAGUCCGUGGACGGCUGUACCCCUGGGGCAUUGUGGAAGUGGAAAACCAGGCACACUGCGACUUUGUGAAGCUGCGGAACAUGCUGAUCCGGACGCACAUGCAUGACCUGAAGGACGUCACUUGUGAUGUUCACUAUGAGAACUACCGAGCUCAGUGCAUCCAGCAAAUGACCAGGUGGGUCCUCACUGCUUCAACUGGAGGUGGCAGAGGUGUCAAGCUGACUCAGGACAACAGGAUAGAAAGCCCGAUUCCUAUCCUGCCUCUCCCAACACCGGACACUGAGACAGAGAAGCUGAUCAAAAUGAAGGAUGAGGAGUUACGGCGGAUGCAAGAGAUGCUGCAGAAGAUGCAGCAGCAGAUGCAGGAUCAGUGAGAGGCAGGUACUUGGAGGGCAGAGGGAAUCCCCCAUAACCAUCUGAGGCCUGGCAAGAGCUGUGGACGUUUAGAAAAGGUUUCCUGUUGUAUAGAGACUUACGGGCAAGAGCCGCACCCGCACCCUCUAAUUUAUUAGCAGCAAUGCUGGCUUUGCAGUCAGCUGGAUUGUGGAGGAGGCUGUUCACUUAACAGUUUACUGAUGUGUAUUUCUUUUUUAAUAAUUAUUCUUUCUUUUCUUUUUUCUUUUUUCUUUUUUAAAAGAAAAUAGCCUGGGAAAUCUCUAAGGCAUCCUAAAAAAGAAAAAAAGAAAAGAAAAAGAUCUCCCUUUCCCAUGUACUAAUCUGUUGUUUGGGAAUGCUCUGGUAUUUAAAGUCCUGGUUUCUCUGGUGUACAAACUUGAAGACUAUCUGUGUCAAUGCACGUAAAUGUUUACUCCCAACUGAGGUGCCAUGCCCCGUUCCCCGUUCCCCUUGUCUGGG